AGGUAUCGUUCACGUAAACAUACUUUCUAAAGAUUCGUAAAUCAUACUAUCGAAGAAUUACGCUACAUAAAUCAUGUUAUGCUAAAAAUACAUAAAAAUCCGUUAUAAAUUUAUAAAAAUAUUUGUUUGAAUUGAUUCUCUGGACAUACAUUUUUUACAAUAAAGAAUGGUGGUACUGACGCAUAUUUUAGGUUAUGCGAAAAAGUUACCAAGGAAAUUUAAGCGUCGGGGAUUGUUGGACAGUUUACGCAUUCAUGUUAAAGGAGGUUCUGGAGGUUCUGGUCUCCCUCGUUACGGUGGUAUGGGUGGUAAAGGAGGAGAUGUCUAUGUUGUUUCAGACGAGAAAUUAACUUUAGAAAAGGUUAAGUCUAAAAUAACGGAUGUAAAGUUGAAAGCAGAAUCAGGAAAUCCGAGUACCUAUAGAGGUAUUAUCGGCACACCUGGAAAAGAUCUCAAUAUAAAUGUUCCAGUUGGUAUUACCGUUUAUGAUGAAAAUCAUGCUAAGCUCGGCGAGCUAAAUUUAAAAGGUGAAAAAGUGUUGGUUGCGAAAGGAGGCAUAGGGGGAUGCGAAAAUACAGGUUACUGUGGACUUAAAGGUGAAAAUCGACGUAUACUUCUCGAUCUUAAAUUAAUUGCCGAUAUCGGUCUAGUUGGCUUUCCUAAUGCAGGGAAGAGUACAUUUUUAAAUGCAGUUUCAAAAGCAAAACCAAAAAUUGCUGACUAUCCGUUCACGACCAUAAAACCACAAGUCGGUAUUAUAAAGUUUUCAGAUUAUAGGGAAAUGUCCAUCGCCGAUUUGCCAGGCAUAAUCGAAGGUGCACACGCUAAUAAAGGAAUGGGUUAUCAAUUUUUAAAACAUAUAGAAAGAACAAAAUUAUUAUUAUUUAUUGUAGAUAUUCAAGGAUUCCAACUUUCUGUAAAAGAUAAACACAGAUCUUGUUUAGAAACUAUACUUUUGUUAAACAAAGAGAUCGAACUUUAUAAGCCGGAUUUAUUAGAAAGACCUGCGAUGAUUAUAAUAAAUAAAAUGGAUACGGAAGGUGCAAGUGAAAUUUAUGAUAAAAUAGGACCAAAAUUAAAUAAAUUAUCGGAAGUCGUUACAGAAUUUGACGAAAUUAUACAGCCGGAAAAGGUUAUACAAUUCGACGAUAUUUUGACGACAUCAUUGAUUUCAAACAAUAAGAUCGAAAUACAGAAAAUUAAAGAAAAAAUGCGAGAUAUCAUCGAUAAAUACGAAGAACAAACAGUUUUCCCCGAUAAUACCAAUUCGACUGAUGAUCAGUUAUUUGAAAAGUUGAAGCGGCAAUCACAACGAUAUACACCUGUAUUUGUAUAAAAAUAAAUGUGAAAUAUAAAAAUUAUUUUAUUUAU
Messenger RNA from Hylaeus anthracinus, 1371 nucleotides. RefSeq names its product GTP-binding protein 10 homolog. Gene Ontology annotation, molecular function: magnesium ion binding; GTPase activity; GTP binding. Bases 167 to 1336 code for a protein of 389 amino acids. NCBI's taxonomy places the organism in Eukaryota, Metazoa, Arthropoda, Insecta, Hymenoptera, Colletidae. Gene Ontology annotation, cellular component: mitochondrion. The transcript is spliced from 4 exons. The record is from RefSeq and is a predicted model, not a curated record.